Messenger RNA from Drosophila melanogaster (fruit fly), 2689 nucleotides. It is a transcript of the gene ArfGAP3, whose product is annotated as ADP-ribosylation factor GTPase activating protein 3. Gene Ontology annotation, molecular function: GTPase activator activity. Lineage: Eukaryota; Metazoa; Arthropoda; Insecta; Diptera; Drosophilidae. Gene Ontology annotation, cellular component: Golgi membrane. The record is from RefSeq and is marked reviewed. Bases 400 to 2058 code for a protein of 552 amino acids. The transcript has 7 exons.
AAACAAUAAUAUUAGUCCUUGCGAACUAGCAAAUACAAAUUUUUUGUCUUCACUUUUUCUGUUCGUUAUUAACAAACAGACAGAAUUCUAUUUAAUCCAAGGUAAAACGUGGCAUCUCCGAGAACCUGUGCGCUGUCCAGCACUAGUGCGCAUAACAGCACUGAGCGAACUAACAGCACGCAGUGGUUCGUUCCGUCGAGUACGACGAAAGGAAAACACGUCCACGUACGUUCUGAAAAGUCGAGCAAUUUGGCAAGGUUUGUGUUUGGUAUCUAGGGCUUCCCUCGGCCAGCGGAAAUCGAAGUCGCGGAGAGCGCCAGAAAGCGCCUCGAAGGCCGUCUACCAACGUCGACCAUUACUCGUGUUUCAGUUGAGAUAUUUCAGUUCGAACCAUCCGACAUGGCCAGUCCAGCAGCAGGACCCUCCAAGCAGGAGAUCGAGUCGGUCUUCAGUCGCCUGCGCGCCCAGCCAGCUAACAAAUCCUGCUUCGACUGCGCUGCCAAGGCUCCCACCUGGUCCUCCGUUACCUAUGGCAUCUUCAUUUGCAUCGACUGUUCUGCCGUGCACCGCAACUUGGGCGUGCAUCUGACCUUCGUGCGCAGCACCAACCUGGACACCAACUGGACCUGGCUCCAGCUCCGCCAGAUGCAACUGGGCGGCAACGCGAACGCCGCGCAAUUCUUCCGCGCCCACAACUGCAGCACCACCGACGCCCAGGUCAAGUACAACUCGCGGGCGGCCCAGCUUUAUAGGGACAAGCUGUGUGCCCAGGCCCAGCAGGCCAUGAAGACGCACGGCACAAAGCUGCAUUUGGAACAGACGGACAAGAGCGAGGGCAACGAAGCCGCUAGGGAGGAGGACUUCUUUGCCCAGUGUGACAAUGAGGUGGACUUCAAUGUCCAGAACAACAAUGUCAGUAAGGAUCCAAACCCACCCACCGUUGCUCCGGUCAUCAGCGUUGAAACGCAACAAGGUGGCGCCCCCAGCGUGAAUCUGCUUAAUUCCGUGGUGCCGGCAGCAGUGCCGUCGUCCAUAGGCGCGCGAAAGGUGCAGCCGAAGAAGGGUGGACUGGGUGCUCGCAAAGUGGGCGGUCUUGGAGCCACGAAAGUUAAGACUAACUUCGCAGACAUCGAGGCCCGUGCCAACGCGGCUAACGAGAUGAAGACAUCAGCUGCAGCAGCACCUGUGGUCAAGCCACAGACGGCCGAGGACGAACUAGAGACGGUGGCCAGCAUGCGAUUGGCAUACCAAGAACUCUCCAUGCAGAAGACCCGCGAGGAGGCCAAGCUUAAGACCAUGGACCCUGCUAAGGCUAAACAGAUGGAGCGGCUGGGCAUGGGCUUCAACCUGCGAGGCUCCGACAUGGCCCACUCCGCUCUCGGCGAUAUGGAGACUAUUCAGCAGUCGGCCGCCCCUAAAGCAAAACUCUCCUUAUUGGAAAGCGAGAAUUUUUUCACUGACUUUUCCCUAUACGGAAAUAGUAGCAGCGGUGGAGGAGGAGGAGGAUCUAGCGAAAAGCGGGAGAGCUCAGUUGGCGGAACAAGCAAGCUUGAUAAGUUUGAACUUGAUGCGCUGGGCUACGAGACAAUUGAGCCUAUUGGGGGUAGCCACAGCAAUAUCACGUCCAUGUUUUCUCGCAGCAAUGACUAUGACAAACCCAAAACGUCGGCGCCCGUUAAGAAGAAUAGUGGUUCAUCGCAAACCCACACCAAAGGAGGAACGAGCACAGAUCCCGUGAUCGCCCAGCAAAAGUUCGGCAACUCCAAGGGUUUCGGCUCCGACCAGUACUUCGCCAGCGAACAGUCUUCGGCCGAUGUAAGCGCAAGCUUGAACCGCUUCCAGGGAUCGCGAGCCAUAUCUUCGUCGGACUAUUUUGGGGACGGCUCCCCUGGUGGCACUGGGGGCAAUAGGGCAUCUUCGGUCAACUUCAGUGCACCGGACCUGGAUGUGGAAAGCGUAAAAGAAAGCGUACGCCAGGGUGUACACAAAGUGGCCGGCCGUCUGAGCAACCUGGCCAAUGAUGUGAUGACCUCGUGGCAAGACAAGUACGGUUACUGAUAUCAGCGAAACACCCAUGGUGACCCGCAAAGCAGCGCUGGCAUGAGAAGCAGCAGCAGCGUCAUCAGAGAGCAGUCUAGUAAUAACGUUUUUAUAUAUUAGCUGUCGCGAUUAUGCAGAAAGUUUUCAAGGACUCCAAGCCGAUAGCCACGUAGUCUUGUUACAGAGGAGCAACCACUUCACAUGCCUCAUAUCGUUCUUGUAUACACAAAUAGCAGAAACAGAAGAAUCUAAAACAAAAUUGAAGCGGUAGAGCCAGCUGUACAAUACGCGUAGUGUCUUUUAAAUAUACAUAAAUACACCAUUCAGAUUAAGAAUGUAACCAUGUGCAUUAAGUCUGUGCACUUUUUUCUAAGUUCGAUUGUUUUACUUUGUUUUUAUCCAUUGCAGACUAUAUGUGCACCUAUGUUUUGAAAUUACAAUUUGCAUUUCGGCUGGGCAGCUUUUAAUUUUUUCCGUUUAUCAUCAACUUAAGCAAAGAGUGUGACAUAAAUAAACUAACUGCAUAGCAAACAUUCCUGUGUUGAGGAGUAUAGAAAAUAUCAUUUUAAAUUUAACUUGAACGUUAUAACGUCGGCAUUUAACUGGAUUGAAAAAGUUAUGAAUAUAUAAAUACAACUAUUUAGAGCAU